Molecule: messenger RNA, 1073 nt
Organism: Clupea harengus (Atlantic herring)
Lineage: Eukaryota; Metazoa; Chordata; Actinopteri; Clupeiformes; Clupeidae
Gene: paxx
Product: PAXX non-homologous end joining factor
Biological process (GO): double-strand break repair via nonhomologous end joining
Cellular component (GO): nonhomologous end joining complex; site of double-strand break; nucleus
Molecular function (GO): molecular adaptor activity
Source: RefSeq, a predicted model, not a curated record
UACGUCAUAUGAAUUCACUGUCGGUUUGUUCUUCAACCAAAGGCUAGAUUUGAAUGCAGCUAAUUUAGGCUUCGCUCUUGGUUUGAUGAGUGAUUUCAACUAAAUUAUUGUAGGUUUGGUCUCCUAAAAUGGAUCCAAGUACUAUCAGAAAACAGUUUUUCUUCACAGUGUCAGAUAAAACAGACGGAUCAAAGUAUUUAUGCUACACUCACGACUGCGCCGCUGCUUUAAACAUAGGAGUGACUGAUGCUGUAGAUGUUUGGAGAGCAAGGAUCACUGAUGAGAAUAAGGCCCAACUGCUGAAGCAUUAUUCGUUGAAAUCAACAGAGGACUGCAUUACGAAAUUGAGAUCCUCAUGUGGUCGUGGAAAUGCUUUUGUGUCCGUGGAGUUGGACCAGGUGGUCCUCCAUCUUGGGCCAUCACCAACAGACAUGACCAUGAACAUGACCAAACUCACUGAUGUCGAUGGGAAAGUGGAGCUGAAGGAACUUCUAUUUAGGAUGACUGACUGCUUGAGUCAUUGGCAGGGCACUGAAGGAGGUCAGGUAUUGUACAGCCCCGGGAAGAACUCUCACAAGAGAACUAAUGACUUUGAGCCCCGAAGACUACAGAGCGGUAAUGGCUCAUCCACAGGGGUCCGCAAGCGCCUUCCUGGAGACUCUUUGAUCAACCCAGGAACCAGAAGCAAGCGACCUGCAACUGGUGUGGCUUUUGAUGAUGACACUGAUGACCUGUAAUAAUGAAGAUGAUUGGGAUGAUAAUGAAGAUGAUUGUGGUUAUGAUGACUAUGAUGAUAAUGAUCAACUUUAGCUUUUAAUCUAAAAUGUCUGGCCUCUAAAGCAGUCUCACACAUGAACCAUUUUAGAGCUGCAAUGAACUCUCAUGAAUGUUCUUUUAAACUCAACUCAACACUAUAUACUGAAAGGUUUUUAACAUACAUUUUUUUAUCACUCAGGAAAUCAGACUGCUUCUAAAAUAUCCUAUGAUGAGAUCUUUAAUAUGAAUAUCUAUCUGCUUUUACAUUACUUCAAAUAAUGUUAUACCUGUAAUAAAUAUAAAUGUGCCUUUUUAAA